AUUCUCAGCUUUCAUUUAUUCCUACACAAAAGGAAGAGGAUUGUCAAAGAUUUUUUUCAACAAACACGUUUGGUUUUGUUGAAGUAUCAUAAUAUGGCAACGAUAGAUAAAAGUAUUCCUGACCAUUUUCGUGGUGUAUUAUGUCGAGGGAUCAAAAACUAUACGGUGGAAGAAGAAAUUGCUUCAAAGGACACGCUGUUUGAAGGUCGUUCAAAGGAAGAACUCUUACCUGGAGAAGUACUGAUACGAGUCACCCGUUGUGGAAUCUGUGCAGGAGACGCAAAAUGCUGGAGUGGUGCUCCCAUGUUUUGGGGUGAUGAAACCAGAAAGCCUUAUGUACAAACUCCAGUAAUACCAGGUCACGAGUUUGUUGGAGAAGUUAUUGCUAUUGGUGACAGGGAAGAGAAAAGUCAAGUCAAAGUGGGAGAUCAAGUAACUGCUGAACAAAUUGUAGCUUGUGGCCGUUGUUUGUAUUGUCGAAAGGGUCUUCGUUGGUUGUGUGCUCCUCACGACAUAUUUGGUUUUCAUCGUUGUGUACACGGCGGUAUGGGACAAUACAUGCGGUUUCCACAAAAUAGUAUCAUUUAUAAUAUUCCAAAAAAAGUAUUCCCAUCAGAAGCAGUUUAUAUAGAACCUCUAAGUUGUGGUGUUCAUGGAGCUCAUAGAGGUCGUAUCGAAUUGGGUGACACAGUAGUUGUCAGUGGUUGUGGUCCAAUUGGCUUAGGAAUGGUUGCAGCCGCUAAAUUAGCUGGUCCAGGUCGCCUGAUCGCUUUGGAUUGUAUGGACUCUAGGCUAGAUAUUGCUAGAGAAUGUGGAGCGGAUAUCGUGUUGAAUCCUCUCAAGACCAACGUAAUAAACGAUAUUCAAGAGUUGACAGAUGGAUAUGGAUGUGAUGUUUAUUUGGAAGCUACUGGAAACCCUAAAAGUGUAGAACAAGGUCUCUAUAUGAUUCGGAAAAAUGGAAGAUUUGUGGAGUUUAGUGUUUUCAAAGAUAAGACUUCUGUUGAUUGGACUAUAAUUGGAGAUACAAAGGAGUUGGAUAUUUUGGGAGCACAUUGCAGUGGAGAUAACGGAUAUAAAGUGGCUAUUGAUAUGAUUCUUCGUCGACAGAUUCCUGUUGAACGUAUUGUUACUCAUGAAUUGAGUUUAGACAAUAUUAUUCAAGGUAUUCAGUAUGUCAACGAAGGAAAGAAUUCUAUCAAAGUGGCAGUUGACCCUACAAAAUAAUUUACUAUCCAAUAAAUUCCGAAUGUGUUGUUUUAUAAAAGUAGACAAGUGGAC
Molecule: messenger RNA, 1281 nt
Organism: Galdieria sulphuraria
Lineage: Eukaryota; Rhodophyta; Bangiophyceae; Galdieriales; Galdieriaceae
Product: L-iditol 2-dehydrogenase
Exons: 3
Coding region: 94-1227 (377 amino acids)
Source: RefSeq, a predicted model, not a curated record